AUGGAACAACCGGACCCUAAUGGACUGUUUGAGAUGAAGAAUCAAAGCAUUGAGUGUGUCACUUUCUUCAAAUGUUUCAUGCAUGAGAAGUGUAAAAAGAUGUACUACUGUGAACCAUGCCUUUUCUUGAUGGAUGGGCUUAAUCCCAUUUUAGAUUAUGUGGAAUUCACUGCUUUAAUAUUUGAUGCUUAUGGAACCGAUGGUAUAAUUUAUGUUUAUAUUGAUAAUGUUGGAGUGGGAGUAGAUGGGUGGUUUAAUGAUGAUGAUCACGAGUCUUGUAUUGAUGGUGAAAAUGAGGAUAAUAUAUGUGAACUCAGGAAUGUGGAUGUGGAAUUUGAUGAGGAUGUAGUUAUUAUGAAUAGAACAUCAAAUGAUCCUUUCCUGAGUGGUCAAGGUCAAGCUAAUAGUAUGGUUGAAGAUGGUCAGGGUCUAGUUAAUGUUGUGGUUGAGGAAGAUGUUGAGGUUCAUAAUGUGCAAGUGCAGCAAGUUAGACCAAUUUCAAAUAUUUUGAAGGGGAUAGUGAGAAGAAGUCUGAGAGAAUAUUGA
Molecule: messenger RNA, 546 nt
Organism: Lactuca saligna
Lineage: Eukaryota; Viridiplantae; Streptophyta; Magnoliopsida; Asterales; Asteraceae
Source: the annotation of a GenBank genome assembly